AUGGCCACCGCUGCCGGCCGGGAACCUCCCGAGGACGGGUUCCCCGGAACCCCGACCGCGGCGAUGAAGUCCAUCGACUGCUACCCUGCCAUGUUGACCACCUCCGCCGGCAUAUGGCUCGGCGACAACCCCCUCCGCUUCUCCUUGCCCAUUCUAUUCUACCAGAUCAUCAUCAUCUUCGUCGUCUCCAACCUUACGCACGUCGUCCUCGCCCGUCUCCGCCAACCCUUGGUCAUGUCUCAGAUCGUGGCAGGCAUGCUGUUAGGCCCCAAUUUCCUUGGCCGGAACAUGUGGCUUCCGAAGGAACUCUUUCCCCGUCAGAGCUUUGAGCAGCUGGAGACCAUCGCCGUCUUCUCCAUGAUGAUCUUCCUCUUCGUAAUCGGAGUGAAGGCGGACCUGGGCAUGAUCCCCAAGGCGGGCAAGAAGGCGGUGUUCAUCGCCGUGCUCGGCACCCUGCUUCCCUACGUGUCCGUCUACGGCAUGGUCACGGCGCUGAAGCACGAGUUGCCGCCCCGCUUCCGGAAUACUCCCCUUCUCCUCGUCAUGUCCGACAAAUGGUGCCUGACGUCCUACGCCGUCCUCUCCUGCUUCCUCAGCGACCUCGACCUCCUGACCUCCAAACUCGGCCGCCUGGCCAUGUCGGCCACCCUCAUCGCCGACUUCAUCCACCUGUUCGCUGACGCCUGCAUCGGCACCUAUUUGCUGGCCGCGAAGCAGGGCGACCCGAUGAAGGGCAUCACGGGCCCCGUGGCCUUCUUUGGCAUGGUGGGGUUCAUCAUGUUAAUCAUGCGGCCGCUGGUGCUCUGGCUCAUACGGCGGACGCCGGAGGGGGCACUUCUCAGCGAGGCCAGCCAAGUGGCGGUGCUGCUGAUGGCGCUGGCCUGCGGGUUGAUGAGCUCGAUCAUCGGGUUCGAUUUCUUCGCGGGGCCUUUCUUCUUCGGGCUGGUGCUGCCGGGGGGAGCGCCGCUGGGGACGACGUUGGUGGAGCGCGUCAGGUUGGUGACGGGGUUGCUGAUGCCGGUGUCCAUGGCGCUCGCCGGGUUGAGGAUGGACCUGGCGUCGGUGACCGAACCCGCCCAGUGGGCGUGGCUCGAGGGGUUCAUGGUGUUAUGCGUCGUGGCCAAGUUCGUGGGCGUCAUCCUGCCCUGCGCCUACUGCAACAUGCCGCACCGCGAGUCCGUCUCCCUCGCCCUCAUGAUGAUCACCAAGGGCAUUUAUGAAGUAGGAAACGCUCUCGGGUGGAGACAGGCUCAGCUCGUCGAUGACCAGCUCUAUACCGUGAUCAUCAUCUCCAUUUUCGUCUUCGGCGGCAGCACCGCCCCACUGGUCAAGUACUUGUACCGGCCGGAGGAUCGCUACGUGGCAUUCAAGCGCCGCACUCUCCAGCACGCCACGCCCGACGACGAGCUCCGCAUCUUGGCGUGCGUCCACGGGCAGGACAACGUCAACCCCGUUCUCGCCCUCCUCGAGGCCACCGGCCCCUCCCCCGACGCGCCCAUCUGCGUCUACCUCCUCCACCUCAUCCAGCUCGUCGGCCGCGCCGACGCCGUCAUUCACCUCCACAAAAUCAAGAACGCCACCACGAGCUCCUGGGCCACCACGCAGUCGGAGUCCGACCGCAUCGCCAACGCCUUCCGCUUGUUCGAGAAGCAGUACCCGGGCGGCAUCUCGGUCCUCCCGUACGUCUCCAUCUCCCCUUACAGCACCAUGCACGACGACAUCUGCUGCCUCGCCCUCGACAAGAAGACCACCCUCGUCAUCGUCCCAUUCCACAAGCGCAUCGGCGACGAUGACAGUAUCAGCUCCGCCAACGACGCCAUCCAGGCCGUCAACUUGAACGUCCUCCAGUACGCCCCUUGCUCCGUCGGCAUCUUCGUCGAGCACGGGCUAUCUGACGGCGCGUCGCUGCUGCACCACGUGGCGGUCUACUUCCUGGGCGGGGCCGACGACCGGGAGGCGCUGGCCUACGGCGUGCGCAUGGUGGAGCGCGCCGCCGCCUCGCUGACGGUUGUGCGCUUCCUCCCGCCCAAGGAGUGGCGGGAAGACGGAUGGGAGGAGAGGCUCGACGACAAGAUGCUAAUGCAAUACCGGCAGGAGUGGGUGGACGAGAAGCGGGUGAUGUACAGGGAGGAGGAGGCAAAGGACGGGGAGGCGAUGGUGAGGGUGAUCCAUGAGACGAGCCCCGAGUUCAGCUUGCUGAUCGUGGGUCGGAGGGAGGGGAAGGAGUCGCUGAUGACGGCGGGGAUGUCGAUGUGGAGCGAGUACCCGGAGCUGGGGGUCAUCGGGGACAUGCUGGCAUCGACGGACUUCGGCGGCGAGGCGUCGACGCUAGUGGUGCAGCAACAACGGAGGGUGACGGGAGAGCAGUCAAUGGAUAACCUCGAGCCCACUCCGAUUCACAUUGGGAAACGGGUGGUACCGCGAGACGAAGACGAUGAUUACUAA
Musa acuminata AAA Group (dessert banana) is the source of this 2445-nucleotide messenger RNA. RefSeq names its product cation/H(+) antiporter 15-like. Gene Ontology annotation, molecular function: antiporter activity. Gene Ontology annotation, cellular component: membrane; endomembrane system. NCBI's taxonomy places the organism in Eukaryota, Viridiplantae, Streptophyta, Magnoliopsida, Zingiberales, Musaceae. The transcript is spliced from 3 exons. The coding region runs from base 1 to 2445 and encodes 814 amino acids. The record is from RefSeq and is a predicted model, not a curated record. Gene Ontology annotation, biological process: proton transmembrane transport; regulation of pH.